AGGAAAAGAAUAAAAAUUAUAAAAUUAUAAAACAAAUAAAACCGGGUACUACUAAAAGAAACAGAAUCAAAUUGUGCAUUUUGGGUACGCCUCUGUGUUAAAGUUUUUUCCUCGGGUUGGGUUGUAUUGGAUCGUUUAACAAUGGCGGGCGGAAUGGAGGUGAAGAAGAACAAAUUUGUGGAAGAAUGGGGCGCAGCUAGAGAAAAUUUAGAGCAGAAUUUCCGUUGGUCGAGGCGUAAUCUGGCCCUCUGUGGCAUCUUCGGUAUUCUUGUGCCUUACCUCGUCUACAAGGGCACUGUGAGAGAUUUUCAUAUGCAAGAUGAGGAUGCAGGCAGGCCCCCUCGUAAAUUCAUAUUUUAGAUGACACAACUUUUGAAAGUGGUUCUAUUGAUUGGAAGUCCAUGAAAACAAACAUCUUGACGUGAGGCUGCUGUUGCCUUAACAGUGGAAUUCUUUAUUUGCAUUUCAAGGAGACUUUUAAAUGAAUAUUAUGAUGCUAAAAUAAUUUGUUGUGCAUAAUGUUGAGUUCAGUUUUCAUCGAUAAUUUUUAUCCCAAAUGGAAGCUUUCAAACAUUAUAAAAACUUUA
Molecule: messenger RNA, 587 nt
Organism: Cryptomeria japonica (Japanese cedar)
Lineage: Eukaryota; Viridiplantae; Streptophyta; Pinopsida; Cupressales; Cupressaceae
Exons: 2
Coding region: 142-360 (72 amino acids)
Source: RefSeq, a predicted model, not a curated record